Messenger RNA from Phymastichus coffea, 1673 nucleotides. RefSeq names its product odorant receptor Or1-like. The transcript has 5 exons. Lineage: Eukaryota; Metazoa; Arthropoda; Insecta; Hymenoptera; Eulophidae. Gene Ontology annotation, cellular component: plasma membrane. The record is from RefSeq and is a predicted model, not a curated record. The coding region runs from base 21 to 1196 and encodes 391 amino acids. Gene Ontology annotation, molecular function: odorant binding; olfactory receptor activity. Gene Ontology annotation, biological process: detection of chemical stimulus involved in sensory perception of smell; sensory perception of smell.
CUUGGCAGAAGCUCCCGAGUAUGCACGUGCUGCAGCUGCCGUUCAAAUUGCUUAGCAUUACGGGGAUCUGGCAGCCAGUUGACUGGGUUAAACCGUGGAAAAAGUGCGCUUACGUGCUGUUCUCGCUCGCCUGCAUCGGACUGUUCCUCGUGACGCACUUGUCGAUGCUCGGCUAUCUCCUGACUGCCAAAACUUGGGAGCAACUUAGCGACAGAAUGUUUUUGAUACCGACGGGCAUCUCCGGGCUGCACAAGCUCUUCUUCGUGAUCGCCAAUAGGCAGAGGAUCAUUGACUUGGCCGAUUCAUUGUUGAGCAAAUGCUGCUUGCCGCGGAACGAAGAGGAGCUCGCUAUUCAGACGAGAUAUGACGAGACUAUCAGGUCGAUUACGGUAGCAUGCACGUGCCUCGUGAACGUCACCAUGUUGAAUCUAGUCGCCCUGCCAUUACUGCCAUCAUCGAGCAGUCAAACUUUACCGCUGAAAGUUUGGCUGCCCUAUCGGACCGAGUCGAUGUUGUCUUACUCGAUAACGUACGUUCAUCAGUCACUGGGCAUUGUAAUCGUUGGAACCAGUGCGGUCGGCUGUACCAUAAUGAUCAACGGCUUUCUAUUUCUAGCUUGCGCUCAGUUCGAGCUUCUGAGUCACAGGUUCCACAAGCUGCCGGAGAUGCUCGGGAGACUGCGCUCGUCGGGUGCGCCGCAACGACUGAUUCGCGAUUACGAGACAAGCGUCAUGAAGGAAAACGUUCGGCAUCACCUUUUCAUAUUUAGUUUCGCCGAAACCUUCAACGACAUCUUCAAGUCGGUGAUAUUACAGCAAUUUUGCCUCAGCUCGAUCGUAGUGUCCGUGAGCGUUUAUCAAUUGUCGACGAGGCAGCAGAUGAACAUGGAAUUCUUGAUGUGCUUCUUCUACCUGAUAUGCGUGCUAACCGAAUUCCUCGUCUACUGUUGGUUCGGCAACGAGAUAAUGUUCGAGAGCAGCCACUUCCGAGACUCCGUUUACGCCACAACCUGGACUUCGCUGAGCAGCGGCGCGUGCAGAGAUCUCGCACUAGUAAUAUUGAGAGCCUCGAGACCAAUAGUCAUUUAUUGCGGUCACUUCAUUGUGCUGUCUCUCGAGUCGUACAUCGGCAACGCUCAUGGACGCGUAGCAGUUGUUACGUUAUGUUUGCGACACUGUGUAUCUCUAAAUAUAUAGUGUUUACACCUCAACUAUAACAUUGCUGUUGCUGUUUGUCUCAUUUUCGCGCCUGCGAAACGUCAUUUUCAGUCGCAACGCCGCGAAUGGCAGUCGAUCGAGUACUUGAUCUGGCGCCGGCCACACUAGCUAGUCCGCUAAUUGCGGACAUUCGAAUUUAUUUAUAAGAUGAUUCGAUUAACCGAGUCUUCGACUCAAAUCGCUCAAACGUACCAGGUAGAACGGCGGAAGCAAUUGCUAAUUUUUCCGACGAUCAAACAAAUUUACCGUUCUUCACAAGGGUUUUUGAAUUCGGUGUAGCUCUGAAUAUCGAUUUCCGGGCUUAAUUGUAAUCGAAAUCUGUGAUCGACAAAGUGACGCUGACCCGGAGGGGCCAAAUAUCACAAGAGAUAAGACUUUUACUUGGCUCGAGCACGUGGAACGCCGAUGACAUAGUUUGUCCGCUUGUUUGAUUAGUGCAAGCGCUGCAGUCACAUA